AUUGGCCAAGGCUAAGUUGGCCAAUCCGUCCAAUCCGAACCAGCGCUUUUUACCGCCAAGGUAGUACAGCGAGUACAGCGCUGGUACAGUGUCGCUGUUUGUCCACAGUCUAUCAAUUAGCUAAACAUAUCUGACGCAGUAGCCUAGUAUUUUUUAACUUUUCUAUCCUGGGCCAAGCAAGCAUUCUGUUGACCCCAAACAGGACGCACAAUGGAGGGAGGCGAACACUAUGAGGUUGAACGAAUUUUGAACCACCGCCGAAAGCGUUCCGGGAGGAACGAAAAGCAGGAAUACCUCAUCCGGUGGAAAGGGUUUGGACCUGAAGAAGAUACUUGGGAGCCUGAAAAGAAUUUGACAGGCUGUGAGGAGCUGCUCCGCGAAUAUCUGGCCAGUCUUCGCGAGGACGAAGAGGGCACAGAGCUGAUGGCAACUGUCUCUCCCACGCCACGGAAACAGUACACAAGCGUGCUUGAGAAAUCGGCGAGCAAGACCCUGGAAGCAGCUGAGAUCAUAACAAGACGCCGUCUGCAGGUUGACCAGUGGCGCAAAGAGGAAGAGAGCAGGAAUUUGGCACAAGAGGCCGCAAAUGGCGUCUGGACAUCUGGGAGGCAGCCAGGAUUUGGGACAACCCUGCCACUGCGCCGUGUUGUCAUGGCUGGCUCAAGCAUCAUUCUGGCAUGUGCGGCGACCUUUGCUCUUUAUUAUGCUGGGAGUGCACAGACCUUGAGGGGAGUGUUGAAGCACAACUGGCUCUCGGCCAGUGAUGACAGUGCCAAUGCCAACACUACAUUGUAGCUGAAAUAAGGGAAGAUCAUUUGGUGCACGGAUUCUUGUUCAUCCUAAACACCCCUCACCACAUUUUACUCCUCACACCUCUGCUGUACUGUAUGGUAGGCGUAGGGAGGCACCUCAAGGAAGAUUACAACAAAAUGGUAUUUGGUGUUUCCCUGCUGUGGGGGGGGGGGGGGGGGCUACUGUAGGCGCUUUGCCGAGUGGCUUUGUGGCCGAGCUCAGCCAGCUGCAGGUUGAGGAGCCCGUGACUUCCAGUGCCUGGCACUUUUAAGAAGCAUUUUGUCAAUUAGAGUAUCGCCUAAAUUUCCUGAAUGUGACUUCUGCAUACAAUGAAAUAACAGAAUUCAGGCUUGAAUUCUACGCCUUGGAAAAAAAGGUUGCAAGGUUUGAAACAAGAAAAUAGCAAAUUGCAGUUUGCACAGAUUGUUUCCCCUAAUUGGCUAGUUUGCACCGGUUGCAUGAAACUGUGAUGAUGAGAGCUGUGUUAUUCACCCGUAUUCACCAGGCGCAAGUAGUGCCUUUUUAAUCACUGACUAGUGAUGUCAUCGACUAAAAUGAUCACGUGGCGAGCGAUAGUCGCCGCUAAGUGAGCGCUUAGUAUUCAUUGGUCGUGUUUAGGGCCUAGUUGCUCCGCGCGACCUAGAAGUCGACUAACAAAUCUUAAUCAUGGGGUAGGGCUAGUUUAUUUGGUGACUAGCGGCUCAGCGCCAUGGCAAACUCGUAUCACCGCUGAUCGCCAGCGCUAACGAAGCACUUACUGUCUCGGAACGCUGGGGGACAUUUAGAAAGAAUUGGAGGAGCAAAUAAUGUGUAAAUAGCCAUGUUCAGUGGUCAGAGAUACCGCUAAAUAGAUCUCAGCAGGGCGCUGGACGACGAGAAAAAAACAACAUUUACGGGUGCUUCCAUAUUUGUUUAUAUCUCUGGCAAUGCGGCUUCUGUGUUUCUCCCUGGCGUUGUUUUUUUAAAUUUUUCUUUGUAAAACUCUGUCUCGGACAAUAUGUCUCUCAUUGUUACUUUUUUUUUUCCUGAUAAACAUGUAAAGUUUAGUUUUUUUACGAUAAAAUACCCAUUUAUGCGGUGGCGUUUAAGUAUGCAUAUUCGUGACCUAUCUUUUUACGUCACUUCGGCUUCUUAGUUCUGACUAGAUAGUCAACCGCUCGCUUCGCGCUCGUGAAUACCGCGGAACAUAAUCGCUCAUUAGUCGCGGAUUUCUUGUUUAGCACGUCGUGCUACUAACUUUAAAACGGCGCUAGUUAGUUGCGCCUGGUGAGUACGGGUGAUUAUCUUUUAUUGUGUCAAGCAGCACUGUAAGAGUGCUUCGUAAUAAUGUAUUGUCCAUUGACUGCCUCUUUGAGCAAACUGCACUGUGCAUUGCUUGCAAGUUGUCAAAUUGUUGCUGUCCCCUUCGUUGACAAUAGACCUUAUUCAUUAUUAGCGCCAUCUCUCGGCGACCACAAGUACUAUCAAAGGCUCGGCGCCAUCUCUGAGGCUUCUCCACCGUCCCCGUCGCCCGCCGCAGUACAAACCCCUCUCCCCGCGCAGCGUUCGUGCAUGUUCUUAUGUUGUUGUUUUUGUAUAUUGAUGGUGUCAGCUGCUCGAGAAAAAAGUUACGAAUAUUAAGCACAAGUUUGUAUUCAGUGGUUUCCCUAAGAAUAUUUUUAUAAAAAUGAGCUACAUUCUAGCACCAGAGCAGGCCGACUCACGCACUUUUUUUAGAAUCGUGCGUUAACUUACUUGACCAGCUGAUUAUGCCUGUUCGCACACGGACGAUUUGUAUGACGUAUUAAGCAGGCCGUCAGCCCCUGUGUGUCAGUUUGUUUUUAUUUGGCAUUCGUGGCGGCGGGUCUAAAGAAUGCGAGCAGUUCUUCACCCAGUGCGCCUUGACCCAGCGUGUGCAGACCCGAAUUGCAGAGUUCUAUGAUGAGGGUGUUGAAUGUUUAAUCUUGGUUCCCCUUUGUCUUGACAUUAGAAAUAUUGCAAAUAUGAUUACACACACACACACACAAAAAAAAACAACAUGAAAUUAAAUUUAUUAACAUUAAAAAACGAGCGUGUUGGUAAAUACUUAAACAACCGGAAAGAAUAAACACAAAUUCGGGACGCAAACAGACGAUACAACUCUUUCAGAGUUGUAUCGUCUGUUUGCGUUCCGAAUUUGUGUUUAUUCUUUCCGGUUGUUUAAAUUUAUUAGUACAUAAACUUUUAUUCAGUUCCUUGGGGAGAUCACCGAAUGGUAGCUCAAAACAUUAUUAUAGGGAAUGUGUGUGAUACAGUGCAAAUUUACUAUAGUAUUCUUUAUUGCAGGUAAAAAAUAAAAACUGAAUAUCUACACUAGCGUACUCACACAAGCUUCUGUGAGGCGCACAAGCAUAAAAGGAAAUGUUUGGCGUGUCGCUGCGGUGCAAGAACACAAAAUAUAAUGUAUUUAAAAAAAAGAAAAAAGAACUAUUCUAUAGAAGCACGGAACAUUUUCCUUUUAUAAUAAUAAUAAUAAUACUAACAAAUAAAUUCAACACUCGCGCAUAUAUCCUUCAUUGUUCUGUCCGUUUUUUUUUUUUUUUUUUAUUGUUCAUACGUCUGAGGGUUACUGUGGAUAUCACUCAGAUACACUGUUUUACACUCUUUUUUUUCUCGCUCAAGUAGGUCUUUUACACCCUAUUAAAGGCUGAUGCAAAGUGCAGAAGGGCUAGGCAAUGAAACAACUUUGUUUUGCACACGAAUGGUAAAUAAAGACAACGGUUCUAAAAAGCAAAGGUGGAUGCUCGUUUACUUCACGCUGUAUUAUUAUUAUCUCGGGACUUUCAGAUUUCGAGUAACAUUUUCGAGAUGUAGACGAAAGCAUAAAAGCGGUCUCUUGACUGCUAACCUGGACCUGUUGGCAAGUUUAACACUAGCGCUUGCUUGCUUUCAACAGAUCGGGUUCGCGCUGCGGGAGAGGCUUUUUUUAUUUGUAGCCAAUUCUGCAAGCCACCACAUUUAUGAGCACUGGCCAUAUUCUAUUGCGAGUAAGAAUGAAAUCUCUGUGACCGCGCUACCAGGAGGUGCACAUUAAAAUGCUGCUGACAUUUAUUAAUGCAUUUUUUUCUAAAGGGGCCGAAGAGUAUAUGUGCAAGUAUUGAAUUUAUUUGUUAGUAUUAUUUUUAUGAUUAUAAAAGGAAAAUGUUUCCGGCAUUCCGUAAAAUAGUGUUUUAUUUUUAUUUUUUUAAAUACGUUAUAUUCUGCAUACUUGCACCGCGGCGACACGCCGGUCAUUUCCUUCUACGCUUGUGUGCCUCGUAUACGCUUGUGUGGGUAUGCUAGUGUAGAUCUUCAGCAUAGUUUUUUUAUUGCUCCUACGUCUCGGGGUUACUACGGGUGUCAUUCACCAGCGCACCUGCGUUUUUUUUAACCUUUUUCCACUAUCUGAGUGAUGGUGACUGGACCUCGCCGUUGCUCUGCGCGAGCGAAGCUGUGAUGCUAGCCAACAUCAAGCUCCCAAAAAUCCCAUAAAAUAAUGGAUGCUCGCUGAUGUUACAUAAAAAUAUCAUGAGCCCUUUGUGCCAUUCUGCAAAGUGUCAUAUUAAGAAAGGUUUAGAAGCCCUGUAAAAGCACACAACACUAACGCACGGGUGUUCUUUUUAGGAGCAUGAAUAGUACAGGGAAGCGACACGGCUAUUUAAACGUUUGCUAUAAUACCUUUAACUUGAAAAGAAAGCAAUACGAUCCAAAUCUUUAGAUCGAUUUUCAUUUUAUUUCCUCGGAACAACAGAGCAGUCGUUCGGACGCUGUGCGUCGCUUUCACACGCCGCAAAUGGCCACAGCGGUUUGCCAGUCGCCUCGAAGAUGGUGUCGGAAGGAAGGUUGGCGCCAUGUCUGACAGAUGGCAGGCGAAUCUGAAUGAGGUCUAUUGUGUGCACAAUGAUUUUGACCAGGUUGACUAUGAAUGUUACCAUGUUAAAGUUCUCUUCUUGGGUCUGAAAAAAAGCAGUAAAUACUUUGCACAGAUGUGAGCAUUACAUUCCUUGCUAGCCUAGUUUUUGGUAUACAGUCAAACCCGUUUAUAACGAACAGCAGGAAACGCUUCGAUCAGUUCGAUAUAGCAAAUCCAUUUACACCGAACUUCCUAGUUGCUUUUGUUGUAAGGCGAGAGCUUCUUUUUCUCUCAUCUCUUCGCUUCCACCUUGUAACAAAGCGCCAAAAAGAUGUUUUUUUUUGGUUUGUUUUGUUUUUUAUGCGUGGCAGAGUUUGUUUUUUUAGCUUAUCUCCCCUUUUGAAUCACAAAAAAAAAAAAAAAACUUCCUCCCAAAGCAGUUGCUGCUUUGGGAGGAAGUUUUUUUUUUUUGUGUGUGUGCAUGCAGUGUUUUUUCAGCUUUCUCCCCUUCUGAAUCACUUCUUUUUGUCAAUUUUGUUCGCAGCAUGAGCUUUUGGAAUUUUCUUUCUUUCCUAGAUUUUUUUGGGGGAGAACGGGCAGGCUAGAAGACGAUUGUUUGCACGUUUUUGGAAGCCUUCCGGGGGGGGGGGGGGGGGGGGGGGGGGGGGAGUUUGAUAUAGCCAAUAUGUUGUUCGUUAUAAGAAGUACUUUUUACAUGCAUUUUUAUUUAAAUUUUCCGUGAGUUUGAUAUCGACAGUAAUUUGCUGUACGUGGGUUCGUUUUGUCCUGAUGUGCGGGCCACUUGCCCAAUGACACGUCUGCAACAGACUCAUGAUGCCUUUUUUGGUGAAACGGACAUUUUCGCCUGAUUGUGUUUUUAUCUCAUACUUUUAUGUAUCUUUGUACAGGACAGUGCACUGCUGCUUAGGCCACUUGGCUGUUUGCAGGCACGCAAAAAAAAAAAGAAGAAAACCCAUACCUCUGUUCUAAACUGGUUUCACUGUAUUAGGCUUCGUCAAGAUUGCAUUGUUUGCUAACCAGCUUUUCAUACGCAAGGUAUUAGAUGCAACAUACCGUAAUACCCCGAGUUAUCGCCCAUCCCACUUUUUAAACAAAUCUUGAUUUAAAAAAGAAACACCGAGUGAUCGCCCAUUUUUACAAAUGCCCCAAUGCGGACUCCCCGAUCUUUGAACGUUCAUCCUACCCGAAUGGCAUGGCCACGGACCUUACAGUUGGAGGACAUCCGUGACAAAGUAAAACGGGGGGAAAAACACUUUUCUUUGUUUACGCACUUCCUCCCUGAUUUCCACGAUACCGAAGUCGUAGUACAUGCGUGCGAAAGGAAAAUGAUGGAGGUUACAAAAUUAAACUUUGUUUUGCUUACAAAAAAAA
Ixodes scapularis (black-legged tick) is the source of this 6034-nucleotide messenger RNA. RefSeq names its product chromodomain Y-like protein. The record is from RefSeq and is a predicted model, not a curated record. The transcript has 5 exons. NCBI's taxonomy places the organism in Eukaryota, Metazoa, Arthropoda, Arachnida, Ixodida, Ixodidae. Gene Ontology annotation, cellular component: pericentric heterochromatin. Gene Ontology annotation, biological process: chromatin organization; negative regulation of transcription by RNA polymerase II. Bases 211 to 795 code for a protein of 194 amino acids. Gene Ontology annotation, molecular function: chromatin binding.